Morchella sextelata is the source of this 909-nucleotide messenger RNA. RefSeq lists its product as uncharacterized. Bases 1 to 909 code for a protein of 302 amino acids. Gene Ontology annotation, biological process: translation. Lineage: Eukaryota; Fungi; Ascomycota; Pezizomycetes; Pezizales; Morchellaceae. Gene Ontology annotation, cellular component: ribosome; cytosolic large ribosomal subunit. Gene Ontology annotation, molecular function: RNA binding; structural constituent of ribosome. The transcript has 4 exons. The record is from RefSeq and is a predicted model, not a curated record.
AUGGCCCUCCGAGUUCCCGGAACCUCAUUGCUCUCGUGGGGAAGCCCCCUCAGCCGGCGGGUACUUCUUCCUACUUGCAGUCGGCAGUUCACCUCGACCGCCAAUACCGCGCUUCCGCUCCCAGCGGCACUCAAGGUGUCUGCGUCGUCGCCGUCCAAGGUCGCCGGAAGGAAGAGGGCGCGGUAUCAAUUCCGCCCGCCGCGAUUCUACAGGGGUCCGUUCUCACCCGUACAGCCUCCCAAGCCGUCGGCGCCUAACUCGAGGUUGUUCGUGCCUGGGCCAUUUACUUCUGAGCGUCUCCAGGAUCAUUACUACACAACUAUAGCUCCGGACCUUUUGACAAUGACAUAUGUUCACUUGCCAAAGGGAUACCAGCCCCGCGACUACUCGUUCCGUCACCGAGAGUGGGACGAUUCAUCCCCGUACCAUGCCGGACUGCAUACGAUGGUACGUGAUGCGCUGAAAGAUUCGGCGUUCCUUCAUGCGGCUGGUAUGGUGGUGCAGAGCAUCACUGGUGCGAGGGCAAGCGUGCAUUACUCCAAGGUCAACAUUGCCGCCUUUGAGUUGCGUGCGCAGAAGGCGUGUGCGGUUACGAGCACCGUCAAGGGGCCGCUGGCGUAUAGAUUUAUGAGCUCCUUGAUCGAUGUUGUGUUGCCAAGGAUAAAGGAUUACGAUGGUGUGUCGAUGAAGUCUGGAGACUCAACGGGAAACAUCAGUUUUGGAUUUACACCUGAGGCUGUUUCUCUUUUCCCCGAGAUUGAAGUAAAUUAUGAUAUGUACCCCCCAAGAAUGGUUCCAGGUUUGCAUGUGACUGUCCACACCUCUGCAAAGACCGAUCGGGAUGCAAAGCUACUUCUCAUGUCGAUGGGAGUACCUUUCACCACUAAAGGGAAGUCAAAGAAGAAAUAA